Nothoprocta perdicaria is the source of this 2398-nucleotide messenger RNA. RefSeq names its product interleukin 18 receptor 1 (gene IL18R1). Gene Ontology annotation, molecular function: interleukin-18 binding; interleukin-18 receptor activity. The transcript is spliced from 14 exons. The record is from RefSeq and is a predicted model, not a curated record. Lineage: Eukaryota; Metazoa; Chordata; Aves; Tinamiformes; Tinamidae. Gene Ontology annotation, biological process: interleukin-18-mediated signaling pathway; positive regulation of type II interferon production. Bases 378 to 2006 code for a protein of 542 amino acids.
GGCCGCGACCCGCAAAUCUGCCACCUCCUCGGUCUGGAAAGGACUUAUUCCCCCUCACUGACACUGGCUCCGGAGCAGAUUGAGCUGUCUUUGCAUGGUCUUGCUCUUUUAGAGAGGUUGCUCCCUGUUGCAGACAUAAACUUAUUAAGGUUGUUGAGGUACAGAAGGUUGGUUACUACCAGGUGUGUCUCUGCCUGGAGUUUGAGAGAUUGACUCUACUGCAGGUGUCCUCCUGKCAAGAUCUGCAUCCACUGGGUGGUCCUGCGUGAAAAAGAUUUCAGCUCCACAAAAAUCUGUGCUUAAAGAGGCUUUCGGUGCAAUCAAGAGCAAUAUAUUUUUCAUCUUUAUGGAGAAGAAGUGAUAAUUAACUCAAGAAAAUGCCUCUUGUGAUUUUUUUGUUAAUGUUUAUCACUGGAUCUUCCACUGAGAGGCUAUGUCCCCUCCGUGCCUCCAUUGAUGUACUAGAAGGGGAAUACUUUUUCCUUUGCUUUCCUGAGUUAACUCAAGAAAAUGUUCAGAAAGCAGGAUACUCAAUAAACUGGUACAAAGAAAAUGCUGGAAAGUGGAACUUGGUAAAAGAAACACACAGAAUUGUUUCACAAAAGAAUUUUCUGGAGUUUUGGCCAGCUGAAGUCAGUGACUCUGGGAAUUACUCUGUCAUUCGCAGUGAUGGAAAACAAAAUAUCACAAUUCAGAAGUGGACCUUGAAUAUACUUGAAAGAAAUAAAAGCAGCUGUUUCAAUGAAAAUCACUUAACUACAGAAAUUAAAAAUGCUGGAAGUGGUUAUUCACUUAAAUGCAGCGAUCUAUCUAUCAAUGAAAAUGACAGUAUAACGUGGUACAAGGACUGUAAGAACUAUCACAAUAAAACUGAGCAGGAAUUGGAUUUUAAAACUCUAACAUUUCAGCACUCGGGAAUAUACACCUGUAAAAUUUCGAUCACUAAUGAGGGAAAGAUAUUCCACAGCACAAGUACAAUUCAUCUGGUAGUAAAGGAAGAUGUACCAGAAGUUGUAACUUUGGAGAUACUUGGACUUGAUGAAGAAGUUGAAACACAAAUAGGUAAAGAAGAGAUACUCAAUUGCACAGGUUCCUUGGGUUAUUAUAUGCCAGAAGAUGCUAGCCUUUACUGGUCAAUUAACCAGACAUUUCCAAAAAAAUGUUCACGUAUCCCUGAGAAUGAGCCUUCAACAUGUGAAGAAGAGUUCAAAAAACUACAUAUUGGAAACAAAUUUUAUGUCACAAGGCUAUUACGGAUUAAGAAAGUAGCAGAGGAGGACAUGCAUCAUAAUUUCACCUGCAUGUUGCAGACUAAUGAAGGAACACGAAUAAAGACAGUGAAACUGAAGAAAGGGAACACCCAAGAUCUGCCUGUGCAUAUAUUUACAACUGGGAUGGUCCUUGCUGUAAUGUUUAUAUGCCUUGCUGUAGUCAUGGUGGUCAUCUGUGUGACGUUCAGAGUUGACUUAGUUCUAUUUUACAGGAACAUAUGUAGAAAAGAUGACACUGCUGGAGAUGGAAAAGAGUAUGAUGCUUUUGUGUCUCACCUGAAAGACUGUGUGUCUCCCAGUGAAGAAGAGAGAGAAUUUGCUCUGAAUAUAUUACCCAAAAUAUUGGAAGAAAAUUUUGGUUACAAGCUGUGUAUAUUCGAGAGGGAUGUAUCUCCUGGAGGAGCUGUUGUUGAUGAUAUCCAUUCAUUUAUUGACAAAAGCCGAAGAUUAAUCAUUAUACUGAGCCAGAACUACAUUUCUGACAGAGCCAUAUAUGAACUUGAGAGUGGACUUCAUAAAGCCCUAGUUGAAAGGAAAAUUAAGAUCAUAUUAAUUGAAUAUAUGCCUAUAAAUGGCUAUAAUUUCUUGCCAGAAUCACUAUCUCUUUUACCAUCACAAAGGGUUGUGAGGUGGAAAAAGGAUAAAUCUCUUCCUGUGAAUUCCCGAUUUUGGAAGAACCUUCGAUACCUGAUGCCAGCAAAACCUACCAAUUCCAACACCAAAUGGGUGAUAUAAUAAUCUUGGUCUGGACUCAGAAGGUGUUCAACUAUGGACGGGGGACUGUGACUUUAUUGUAAUCUUACAACUGUUUUGUGAAAGGAAAGAGCUGCAGACAACUAAUCAUUUUACUACAUUUAAAUAGAAAAUAGAAGCUGCAGUUACUAUGUUAAUGUUGAUAGAUGCCAAGCCUGAUAUUUGAGAAAAUCAUGAAAAUUGUCACAGUGGCUAGGAUGAAGCUAACUCCAAUGCUAACCUCAAAGAGAGAUCCCUCAGCAGUUUGGGCAAAGAGCAGAACUCUGGUUCUGCUUAGGACUUGCUGCAUGACACUGAACACACUGCAAAAAGUUUUGGUUCCUUGUUUUCCUUCUUGUAAAGCAACCCCACUUACUUAAACUUGCGUAUUUUGU